AUCCACUCCCUCGCUCUGCUAUCACACACCCCUUGCUUUUACCACUUUCUCUCCACUGUUCCCGAGUUUCGGAAAAUCAAGCAGUGUGUUGAAGGAAAGGUAACAACAAGAGUAAGUUCAGGGGACCACGUCAGGUAGGAACAAGCAGCAAGAGUUUGGAUGUAUUAUUUUGAAGCAUAUGAUGCAAGUUUCUGAAUGAUUGAGAUACAGUACAGUACCUGUGUGGACUUUGAAGAGAAGGAUGAUCGGGAGCAUACCCUUUUUUAACCCAGUUGUGAUGCUCAUGGACAACUUUUUCAUGAAGAACACAUGAAAACACAUUUUGGCUGAUCCUGAAUUGUGACUGUCCACAGCUUUCUGGUCAUCUAAUCAAGACUCCCCAUCCUCCAUCCAGCUCGCCCCACCCUGUCUGUUAUCGCUGCAGAAAUUAAAUGACACCUACCGUCAUCUCAAAUACAGACCUCUGAGAGAACUCUUUUCCCUUUAGUAACAUUCACUGCCAAGUCCAAGGAUCGAUUCUUCUCUUCUAUGUAUCUAACUCUGUGAGAUUUCAGUGCCUCGCUCUGCUUGAAUCCCUUAGCCAUCCCUAGUAGUUCCCAUUACUCUGAGCUCUCAGCAGCACCCACCAUCUCUUGCUCCUUACUGGUUGACACCUCUGGUACUGAGCCAGGAUGAAUGACGUCCAGGAUGCUACCUCCCCAGGGGCCGCCCUCGGUGGCCCUGUCGCCUGCGUCUCCAAAGUGGAGCUGCGCGUCGCCUGCAAGGCCCUGCUGGACCGAGACACACUGAACAAGUCUGACCCAUGUGUCAUACUCAUGGUGCAGAACCAGGGACAGUGGACAGAGCUUGACAGGACAGAGGUGAUCAAGAGCAACCUGCACCCGGUCUUUGCCAAGGUCUUCACCCUGGACUACUACUUUGAGGAAGCGCAGAAGCUGCGGUUCGAGGUCUACGACAUCCAUGGCACCCACAGUAUUGGCACCCGCGAUGACGACUUCCUGGGUGGGGUGGAGUGUACGCUCGGCCAGAUUGUAGCCCAGAAGAAGAUGGUGAAGCCUUUAUUCCUAAAGUAUGCGAAGUACGCCGGGAAAUCCACCAUCACGGUACAUGCUGAAGAAAUUUCUGGCAACAAUGGAUAUGUUGAACUGUUCUUCUGUGCCAAGAAACUGGAUGAUAAGGAUCUCUUCAGUAAGUCAGACCCUUUUUUGGAAAUAUAUCGAAUCAACGAUGAUGGAACGGAACAGCUCGUUCACAGAACUGAGGUAAUCAAAAACAACCUGAACCCCGUGUGGGAGCCCUUUAAAGUGUCUCUAAUCUCCCUGUGUAGCUGUGAUGAGGACAGGAAGCUCAAGUGCCUAGUCUGGGAUUACGACUCCAGGGGAAAACACGACUUCAUCGGAGAGUUUUAUGCCACCUUCAGAGAAAUGCAGAAAAUUGGCGGUGGAAGCAAGGUCACAUGGGAUUGCAUGAAUCCAAAGUACAAACUGAAGAAAAAGAACUACAAAAACUCUGGGGUUGUCAUCCUCAGUGAUCUCAAGCUUCACAGAGUGUAUUCCUUCCUGGACUACAUCAUGGGAGGAUGCCAAAUCCACUUUACAGUGGCCAUUGACUUCACAGCCUCCAACGGAGACCCACGGAACAGCUGCUCCCUACACUACAUCAACCCGUACCAGCCCAACGAGUAUCUGAAGGCUUUGAUAGCAGUGGGGGAGAUCUGUCAGGAUUAUGACAGUGACAAAAGAUUUUCCGCCUUGGGAUUUGGUGCCAGAAUUCCACCCAAUUACGAGGUGUCCCAUGACUUUGCCAUCAAUUUCAACCCAGAGGACGAUGAAUGUGAAGAGAUUCAGGGGGUGGUGGAGGCCUACCAGAACUGUCUGCCUAAGAUCCAGCUGUAUGGCCCCACCAACGUCUCUCCCAUCAUCAGCAGGAUAGCCAAGCUGUCAGCAGGAGAGGAGACCAUCAAAGAUGCCUCACGUUACCACAUCCUGCUGAUACUCACGGACGGCGUGGUGACAGACAUGGCGGACACACGCGAGGCCAUCGUGCGUGCCUCCUACCAGCCCCUGUCCAUCAUCAUCGUUGGCGUGGGCAAUGCAGACUUCACAGACAUGCAGAUCCUGGACGGGGAUGACGGGGUGCUGCGCUCACCCAAAGGAGAGCCCGUCCUCAGGGACAUUGUGCAGUUUGUGCCCUUCAGAGACUUCAAAACGGCCUCGCCCGCUGCCUUAGCCAAAUGUGUCCUGGCGGAGGUGCCCAACCAAGUGGUGGAGUACUACAGUCACAAGGCCAUCUGCCCCAUGCCGCCCGUCCCAUCAUGUGACUCUCCCACCUCCCUUGCCAACACGCCCACGGCCUGACCAUAUCUCAGUCCAGCAGAGAGAGCGAGAGAGAGGGUGCAUAUCGCUGCUCUGGACCAAAAACCAUGGUCAUUAAUAUUAGUGUUGUUAUCAUUCCUUUUUCAUUCGUACAGCGUUCACACACAGACUGGAAUCUCAAACCUUUGGAUUGUUUUCUCUCUCCAUUCGGAUCAUGUCCCUCUGCCUGGCUGUGCAUCCAUCUGCCUGUUCAGCAUGAUGCUGGAGCCUUCGUCCUCUUCCUCCUGUUUUGGGGAUGCAUGCAGGUGAAUCCCUCCCAGAGUUGAUCAACUACGGUCACAUGCUCUCUGUCCCCUUCUGCCCUGAUACUGGCACCUCGGCCCUCAGUUGAUUUUUCUAUGACUUCUAAGGCUCUCCAAGGCUUCAGUCUGCUUCUCCUCUGUGUCCAUUUUGCUCUGCUGUGUCUCUCUAAGUCUUACUGCCCAUCCCUGGUAUUGUCGGAAGAGCCUGUCAGCUGAAGGAUUGGGGCGGGGGGGG
Molecule: messenger RNA, 2852 nt
Organism: Salvelinus fontinalis (brook trout)
Lineage: Eukaryota; Metazoa; Chordata; Actinopteri; Salmoniformes; Salmonidae
Product: copine-7-like
Exons: 16
Coding region: 672-2357 (561 amino acids)
Biological process (GO): cellular response to calcium ion
Cellular component (GO): plasma membrane
Molecular function (GO): calcium-dependent phospholipid binding
Source: RefSeq, a predicted model, not a curated record